AAAUUAUGUUAUCGUCAUUAAACUGUGUUCAUAUUAAUCUAAUUUGACCAUGGCUCGAUUAAAUCAUGGUAAUCAACACAAUAUCAAAUUGUUUAAUUUGUUUAAUUUGUUUUUAUUGAUCGGCUUUGGUUUUAUCAAUGAUUUGGUUUACACGAUUGAUACUAAUGAGACUACAGAAACUUUUGAUGCAACAAUUACAAAAUUAAUGCCCACAACUGAUUAUCAUUAUGAUGAUGAUUCUUAUUCUGAUUUUGAUGAAUUUUUAACUGACCAAUCUCCUGAAAUCGACGAUUACGAAGAAGAUUUGAUUGACAGCUCAAUUUUCUCUGGUCCUGGAGGAAUAAUUCCCGAUUAUGUACCUGAAGGUGAUGACGAAUCUCCUCAGAUGAUCUCUCGAGUGAUCGGAGGUCGACCUGCCGAAAAUGGUUCGUUUCCUUAUAUUGUUUCACUUCGUCAUGGGUUUGGACAUAUUUGUGGAGGAGCGAUUCUAUCGCCGACAUGGAUUUUAACGGCCGCUCAUUGUGUCAAAGUGGAAGAUGUUAAAUCUUACCGAAUUCAGCCAAAUUAUAACAAUCAAAAAAAUCAGAAAGAUGAAGAAAACGUGACACUUUAUGAAGUUAGCAAAAUAUUUGUUCCUUAUCGACGAAAUAUUUAUGCUGAUGAUUUGGCUUUGAUCAAAUUAACUGAGCCAAUUCCUCUUGGUGAUCAGAUCUUUUCAAUUCGUUUACCAUCAACUCCGUCCGCUAAACAUAUCGGUGAAAAAGUGACCGUUGCUGGUUGGGGACAAAUGGGUCAAAGAGUCGCUUCCACUUUGAUGACUGCUGAUUUUCCGUUAAUUAGUCAACCGGAUUGUAAAAAAACUUUCGCCAAAUUUUUUCUCGACGGUAUGAUCUGUGCUGGAAUUAAAGGAGUUGAUGCCUGUCCCGGCGAUUCGGGUGGACCAUUGGUCAUUAGAGGUUCUACAUUCAAGGAAGAUGUUCUAAUUGGAGUUGUCUCUUGGGGUCCACCCUGUGGGACGGCUUAUGGUGUGUAUGCGGAUAUUUGGCAUUAUCGAAAUUGGCUCGAAUUUACAACUGAUCUUGAUGAUCCCGAUAAUCCAAAUAAGUUUCCCUGGAGUAAUUGGACUGGUGAUGAAAAGAUAAUCAAAGAACAACCUUCGAGUGACAAUACCAAUUCCAAUAACAAUACUAAUAACAAUAAAUGGACAUUUAGAACUUGGAAUCCAAUUAGCAAAACUUUAUCAAGAAUAUUUGAUAGAAAACCUUCAAAUGAUAAUGAAGAUAAAGUUCAGGAUUAUACAGCAAAUCAACACUAA
Panonychus citri (citrus red mite) is the source of this 1315-nucleotide messenger RNA. RefSeq names its product chymotrypsinogen B-like. Gene Ontology annotation, biological process: proteolysis. The record is from RefSeq and is a predicted model, not a curated record. NCBI's taxonomy places the organism in Eukaryota, Metazoa, Arthropoda, Arachnida, Trombidiformes, Tetranychidae. The coding region runs from base 50 to 1315 and encodes 421 amino acids. The transcript has 2 exons. Gene Ontology annotation, molecular function: serine-type endopeptidase activity.